Messenger RNA from Erythranthe guttata (spotted monkey flower), 802 nucleotides. The record is from RefSeq and is a predicted model, not a curated record. Lineage: Eukaryota; Viridiplantae; Streptophyta; Magnoliopsida; Lamiales; Phrymaceae.
UAACUUCUUAUUAAUCAAAAAUAAAUUAAAAAAAAAAAAAAUGGAUCAAGAAGAGUCGUCCAUUUACUAUUUAGCAGACUCCGAUUUAGACCUCAGCUUCACCUCCGCCACCACCGACCGCUCUCUCUCCGGCCGCACCAGUUUAUCCCGGAGCAGCCUCACCCUCAGUUUCAACGAGUCCCGCCUCUCCACCGCCUCCCCCUCCGCCGCCGUCUACAACGUCCACCACCGCCCCCACCGCCGCCACGACAACCCCAACUGGGCCGCGGUGGACGCCGCCACCACGCUCUCCUCCGACGGCGCACUCCACCUCCGCCACCUGAAGCUCCUCCGCCUCGUCGGCUCCGGCAACCACGGCCGCGUCUUCCUCUGCCGCCUCCGCGACUACGACCACGCCGACUUCGCGCUCAAAGUCGUCGACCGCGAUUCGUUGACCACCAAGAAGCUCUCGCACGUGCAGACGGAGGCGGAGAUUCUCUCCGCCCUCGACCACCCCUUUCUGCCGACGCUCUACGCCCACAUAGAGGUGUCCCACUACACGUGUCUUCUCAUGGAUUACUGCCCCAACGGCGACUUACAUUCCUUGCUCCGCAAGCAACCCCACCACCGGCUACCGGUUCAGGCGGUCAGAUUCUUCGCCGCGGAAGUACUCCUAGCGCUCGAAUCGUGUCACUUUGUUUUCUUAGAUGAGUUUGGGUACGAUUCGAUGUUAGAUGACGUCACUCUCCGUACGUCUAGCAUCGAAUAUCGUAAGCCGAUUGAGAGUGUCGAUUUUAUUAAUAUCGGGUUUACUUAUUGGUGA